GCAUGUGGACUUGGAUUUGGGGACAUGAACAAGCCUCUGGCGUAUUUAGCAACCACCAUUUCUACCAAGUUCCGCGUUCCUCCUCCUCAAUGGAGAUUCUACUGUUCUCCACCCUCUUCUCCUUCCUCCAACAAGCUCUUUGUGGGAGGGUUGUCAUGGUCAGUGGAUGAGAAGUCUCUCAAAGAUGCUUUCUCUUCCUUCGGAAACGUCACUGAAGUGAGGAUAGUGUAUGAUAAAGACAGUGGUAGGUCUAGAGGCUUUGGAUUUGUCAUCUUUUCAAAUGAUGAUGAUGCCAAGUGUGCUAAGGAUGCAAUGGAUGGAAAGGCACUGUUAGGUAGACCAUUGAGGAUAAAUUUUGCUCUUGAGAAGGCACGUGGUGUACCUGUUGUAGUUCCUCGUCUCUCAGACAUUGGACACUUAAACAGGCACUAAAUUUAAUUUUCCUUAUGAAAUUCAUGUACGUAACAAUGUUAUCUUAUUAAUUCUUAGCUGAUGGCUACAAAAUUUUUGUUCGCUGUCAAGAUAUGCAAUUAGUAGAGAAUGGAAUUUACAAGAUGAAGAAGGUUGCUUAGUCAAUUUCAUAAAUAUGGAUUGUAGUCAUGUGACAGGUCAUCACUGUAUUGAUAAUUGGAGAAGUUACAGCAAUACGACAGAUUAGGCUUCGUGCUUUGAUGUUUGUAGUGUCAACUUUGAGCUAGGCAUUUAAGUAAGACAUUUUCUUAGCAUAAUGAUAAUGAAAGAAUGAUCAUAAAGGGAUAGAUGCAUGUAAUGUAUUUGGUAUGGUUCAUU
Abrus precatorius (Indian licorice) is the source of this 789-nucleotide messenger RNA. RefSeq names its product glycine-rich RNA-binding protein 4, mitochondrial. The coding region runs from base 25 to 432 and encodes 135 amino acids. NCBI's taxonomy places the organism in Eukaryota, Viridiplantae, Streptophyta, Magnoliopsida, Fabales, Fabaceae. The transcript has 4 exons. The record is from RefSeq and is a predicted model, not a curated record. Gene Ontology annotation, molecular function: RNA binding.